AUGACCUCCAGUUGUGUAAUUCGCAGAUCCCACGAAUAUGCGAUUGCUCCAUUGUGGGUCUAUGACUUACCAUUUGUCGGUAUAUACUAACAAUAGACUAAAUCGAAAGUUUUUUCACAAGUCGUAGCUUCCAAGUCACCCGGGUCUUAUUUACUACAGGUUUAAUGAAAGAAAACACAAGGUGGUCUAGUCGUGACGAGGGAAUAUUGCAUGUCGACCACCCGCAAAUAAAGUUGGUAGGAUAAGAAUAUCAAAGUCGUUCAUAUAAAUGCGUUUGAAGGAGACAGAAAUGCCGUUUUGAACAUACAGGAUCACCUGAAUAGCUUUUCUCAUCCCUCGCUUUGAGCGACACGUGUUCAUACGAAUCCAGUGACAGUAGCUAUGGGAAAGAAGCAGUAUUUGGUCAACGAACACAUAUUCCAUUCAUUAAACGAUAAACUUGUCCCAGAGGUGCUAGUCACGGACAUAGUUCGUUCCAGAGCAACGGUCCCCGCCACCCGAAUGUUUUUUGCGGCAUGUUGGAUAGUUGAGUUAACUAACCUAAUCCUACUUUGAAGUUUUUCAGUGACACUCCAUGUUUUAUCUAGCAUUUUUUACAAAAAAUCUAAUCUGUUUUUUGUUAUUUUAGCCCUAUUGAUCACAAGCUACUUUUUUGCGAUCUCUGUCUUUGCAGUUUACGGGUAUCAGUGUUUUGUCCUUGUCUACCACCUUUUGUUUAUGUUUACCCCGUUUUUACGGACAAACCUGGCGAGAAUAUCACUCAUGUCUACUUGUGACUUCUGCAUUUGGCUAGUUUAUAGCCAAUUUUGAUUACAAAUACCACCCUCCUGACCAGUAUUUUUGUGUGUCCAACACUCUAUGGAGAUAUGAGGGGAUAUACGCUCUUAAAUAUUUAAGCCAAGAAGAUAUAACCAAGUCAUCGUCCUCCUCGUCAAUUAAUAUGAUUAGUAUAGGAAUAAAGAGGACAAACAUCGUACAGCCACUGAAUUGAGCGGUGAUAGUAACCAAGACGAGCGAGUGGAGUGACCGUUUCUGGAGCGGCUGCACUUCCCAGCCAGCCAGUCAUGCCCGUACCCUGUUCUAGAGGUUUUUACGCUUGAGCUCGGCCACUUUGUUUGCUGAGUUCAACUCUACCUCCAGUAGCACCUUAUGAGAUCGGUUUUACUAAUGGUCCACUUACAUAAAACAUACAACCUUUUGCCAACAUGAUGGUGGAAGAGCUCCUUGCUAGUUUGCGACCAUAGACAGGAGUUACUUUCUGCGUGGUUGUAUCGCCUUAACAUAUGAACUAGAGCCUAGGACCAUUAUCAAUACGUAGAAUACCAGAAUUUAUUCCCGUCGCCAUUACGUUAUAGCCUUAGGAAAUAUCGCACAGCGUCUCCAAAAUUGAAAUUGAAGUGAUCGUUUCCUGCUGCGAAAAGUGUACAUCGAGAGGAUCAUUUAAUAUCUGAAAUCCUAUGAUGUGAUACUUUCUUCCGGUCAUGAUUUGUGGUAAGAGCACAGUCCCUGAAAAUCAGUACUUAAAUGGGUCAGAUUUAAUGGUUCGUUGUGCAAUUCCAGUGUUACGUCAGGUACAUGAUACGUACACAAGAGAUGCAGUUUCCAGGCAGAUAAGGCUCAGGUUUUAAGUGAGGUGCGAAUGGGAAGAACGUUCAUUACCCGUUGCAGUCGGUAGGUGAUCUGAGUUUUCUUUGGCCAGAUGAUGCGAGUAUUGGCCAAUCAUACUCUGACAAGUUGUCUAUGCAUGUAACUGGUUCGGUUUGAUGACGAGUUGCCGGAAGAAAUCAUCCCUUUUGCUAAAUGAGUAUAUUCGAGAAUCCAAAAAAAACAGUCGGACGUGAAAGGGUAGAAAUAAUCCAAGUAUAAUCUGAUAAGUGGAGCGGAUUAGGACUGAUUGAUAGAGCUUGCCAUGUUGACGGGGUUCCGGUGGGGAGAUGAACCGUUUCUUUCGACUUUUCCCGCACGGAUUCCUUGUGGUCGGUCAUGCUGAAUGGCGGCACGCUGCCGAAGUUGCUUCGAUUGCUUCACUCCUACUGUUCUACCACGAAUUAUGGUCCAUAUGUGUGAUGGAGAAUGAUUUCGUUGAUAUUACCUCCGGCGUUCAUCUCACCAGCUCGGUUCAUUCAUCUAAUGCAUUGUUUUAUUCAUUGCGCGCUAACAGACCACUCAUAUGCCUCUGUAGAUGGCGUUUCGUCCAUUAAAGAUUGGAACGUUGCGGUGCCGGCGAGUCCCAUUACGGGAAUUGAGUGCGCUAUAUCGCAGAUGGACGCAAAGAAAGUCUACGUAAGAUGUAAAGUCAACCCCUCAAGGACGGAAAUGACCACACGGAUAUUUCAACUAAAUAUAUCUGUUAAUCUGCUGUAGAUGAUGAAACCACUGGAGUAGUUUACAACAACUACCUUGGGCCGAAUUUCCCACCAUUCGAGCAAGGCAGAGGUGAUCGACUAUAUCGAGGCCUGUGGGAUCGUCCCGUAACUACUCGGUCGCCAGCGUCUACGCUGUACUCCCCGGAACUCUGCCGGAUCAGGUCUACACAGUCAAUUGGUAACUCGACCUGUCUACCGCGUCAUCUUUACUCACCUCUGGCUGUUGCAGUCAUGUGCUACUGAGAAAUGUAGGCGAAAUCGUCUAAAACGCCUAUCGCCCGACCACGGCCCUAACUGGCGAUGGCAUGGUGAGGGCUAACUUAAGAUUGCCGGGACGAAAGCUCCCUCCUCGACCGCGUAGCUGACAAUGCGGUCCUUGAGACUGGCAUGCGAAUCAAGGCAAAUAGACCGUUAGGCCUGAUGUCACUCAACUGCAGUGGGAGGCUAUCAUGCUUGGUGCGUGGAUCCGUGGGUCCGCUAUAUCUGAGGUCGCCAGUGGAAUCCGCACGCGGACCGGUAGAAAUCCGAUCCUAUGUGUGUCUUGCGGACAAGUCUGUGGGGAUCGUUGAGGUAGACACCCAAGUCCUCGGGCAGUUCCACGGCUUCUUUGGUGCUAGUAUAGGCAAAGGCAAUCCCCAUGCCGGAGGGACGGAUGUUGAGACAUGUCUCGUGUGGACGGAUCGAUAUGAACAGGCACACUCGUCAAGGAGGCUAAGAAAUAGGCAGCGUAAGUAAGGUCUGGUUUUUGCGAUUCAAGUCUUUGAUCUUUAGAGUUCCGAGGGGAUCGGACAACAGCGAGAAAAAUGAUUUAGGAGGAUCCUGUCUAUGCACUUGUGUGCGUGAGAGACGGCUGCUGGAAGCAGGUCUCAUGCGGGCCUAACAGACGGCACAAAUUAAUGAAGGAAACAAAUCAAACGAAAAACAGAGGAAAGGAAACCUGGAGUUGCUACCAGGGUACUAAAAUCGGCCAGGUUCAUGUUUUGCCCAACACACUGGAGGUCUGACUGGAUAUCAGUUAAACGGGGAGAAAUAAUGGUCAACCGCACUAAUGAAUGCACAUUUUGGAUGGUGAGAAGUACAACUGACGAGAUAUGACUCUGGUCAGGCGAGAGUAGAUAUUGAUAGGGGAAGAUGAGGCCCCCAGUAAAAUUCAUAGGCCGCGCGCGGGUUCAUCCUGGCAGACACAUCUUUUUUAUCUAUGAGAGGUUGCUAACGAAGUAAUGACUGUUUUACGAUCACUUCCACGAGGCCGCGUGGAGAACGCGGAAGUGCUAUUGCAGGCCAAUGCAAGACAAUCGGUCUAAGGAUCAUUCAUGUGCCGGCCUUGACCAUGUUAACUUAUGCAGCUGUAAAUCCACUGCUAAAUCUUUUGUUCUUUCUAAUCUCCGGCAGUCAGUUCGCCAGGCAACAUAUUAUACUCUUAAGUCGUACAUAACUGUUCCCGUGCAGAUCCUCGGCAGUGAUCCCGACCAAUUUCCUAUACUUUCCUCGGUUUAAUGUACUUCCACAGAGGUUGGCCAAGUUCCGUGGUCGGUAGGAUGUUACCUCGGGCUACAAGACACAGAAUUCUGAAUACCUUUAUGACUUUUAAAAAUCUCCCUCUAAGGACGUCGUCUUUUGAGCAUGAUGCUAAGCCGUCAAUCGCACGCUUCAUGAGUUAAAUUUCGUCUACCUUUAGGGCACAUACAGUUUUUCCCUGACCAGCAGUUGCGGCUGUGAUGUACAGUUCAUCCUUCCCUAUCUUCGGUGUGAUCCGAUAGGUGACCCCGCCGAGAUCAUAGCUGAUCCAUCGGCGAAAAGUGCGCCAACAUGGAUGGAGGUUAAGAUAAGGCGUCCUUUGCGUCUACGUGGUCUGCUUGUAUGCCUCGUCUGUGCCCAAAUUCUCGCCUUCUCACUCUCCAGAUGGCUCUCUGUAAGUGUUCAGACCACUUAUGCAGCUUGCUGUUUACUGUCUGACACGAUAGCCAGCAAUUUGUUGUUCACGCUCCUCCGACACAUGUUUGUUUCAGUUUACAGGUUGUUUUUGAAGUUUAUUAGAUCUCAUUUGAAUCUCCGAUGGAACAAUUGUAUGACUCAGCCAUCGUGGGACGUAUGAAAACUGAGCGUAGUAAGGCCGCCCUAGGUUUCUAACAACUGCCCUCUCGUGGAGGAGGGCUGACUGGAUGGAUACACGGUGCACACGGAUCUUCGUGCCAGUGAAGAUGUCGCGUCGGGUCCCGCGGACGCCGUAGCACAUGGAUCAUGAUACUCUAUUCGGACAUAUUUUCAUGCGGUUUGUUGGAAAUCAUGAGUACAGACGGGUCACCAACGGCCGCUCAAAUUAUUUGUUCGAGACUGUCCCCGAUGGGGUUUUGGCUCCAGAGCCUUACCACAAGGCAGCGGCCGCAGGCAAAUUUAUUCAAUGACUCUUCACGGCUGCCGUGUUGCAGUGCCGUCAUCGGGCUUUGUGGCAUCUUAGAAGGCAGUCGGCGUGCCAGAUCUCAGCCUCACGCGUUCUCGUAGCAUUUACCAGACCCGAGAGUCGGCAUAUUUUACAAGGAGAGAGCGCUGAUAGCGUUGUUGAUGCUGGUCUGCGACUGCUUAUUCACCAUAGCUGGCAGCUAAUCUUCGCCGAAUACCCUUCCAUUGUCCACCAUCGGUGGGUGCGUUGGGUAGCCAGCCGAAACCGAUUCAGGCAAAUGCCAGCCGAGAUGUUGAUGACGGCUUUUGCCAGUCUACUACUUACAAUAGAUGUGCUAACUCAUGAAAUGUCAACCGAACCUCCGAAAUGCGUUUUCGUUUCAAAAAUAUUAAUUAAUUAGCGUUGAAGAACUAAUCAUCGUACAGUAUAAAUCAGUUACCUCAGGAUGCCGGCCUUCGAACGAACUUCUUCUGACUUCUGAGAAAUAACCUUCGGACACUCCUGGUAGAUUUCGGUUGGAAACCCCAGCCGUUUCGACAUCGUUGGCGUCCCGAUGUGUUUACUCCUGGCCUAGUCAAGAUUUUUCGUCGUUUGCAACGAGCAAAUGCCAGAGAGGGCGAGUAUUUCACCGUCAGAUGGGCUUAUUCCAUUUUAACCGUAUGUUUGCAGUACCUGCUGAUAAGAUGGACGCCCCUUUAGUGCAAAGCCUAUUCACCUCGGAUCUUGAACAUAAUAACGACAUCACUAUGUUUGGGUACUCUUUCAAGAAAGCGCAGUCCUGCCCUAUCUGCAAGUGCAGAUGAUAUCGUCCCUAGCUGCGGCCAAUGACAGAUUUAAGUAUGACAGGCUACUACCUAAAUUGCACUGAAGUACCUUCGCGCAAUUGGGAAUAUUGCGACUUCGACAUGCGUUCGAAGUCACAAAAGCAGGUUUUUACGGAUGUUUGGUAAAAUAUCCCGUUAGUAAAUUGGGUAAAUGGUUGUCGCUGUAGAUAUUUUCCGGAGCUGAGUGGUGGAUAGAAGUAUGUUUUGUAUCCGGGGUAGGCCUAAUAGUACACAAGACUGGCUACUGUGUUUACUUGAGUAGGUGUUUAUGAUUACGUCAUUUCCCGUUUACCCCUUAGGUUUGCCUUACCUGUUUCACUGGCUUGUGUUAUUGAUCUUACAUGAACGCAUUUGAAGUUCUUGCAGUGUAUCUUAUUUCUAUGUGUGUGCAUAGAGAAUGAAGUCAAAUUCUUUCUUAACCCAAUUUGUUUUGUUAAUUGUAGUUCGCAAAAUCUCCUCCACUCAUAGUACUUCUCUCAGUCGCGACCGUUUGGCUGUGGGCCUGGUCCUCUGUCUCAGAAGGUAGUUCAGUUUCCGUUGUCAGGCCUUCUCUAUUACUGUUCUACUUUUUUUUACAACUUUAUUCAUGUUGCCAUCUUUUUUUCUUCGAAUUGACAGUCUCCGUCUUGGCGUCGCGUUCACUAGGCGUUCAGUGUGCUUGCCGUUACCUUUCAGGCCGGCGCAAACAUCUGCCACUAAUUACCCCUGAGGAAAUACGAGGAAUUCACUUGAUCGAUCGCGUGACCAACGUCAGCGUUCGAACCUUUCUUGCCCUCGAGAUCUGCACCCAUGACCCCGCACCCUUGUCAGAGAACAAGUUCUCCAACUCCCACCUUAGUUCUGCCUUCUCAUUGCGGCCACUAUUCCAGUUGGCUGCCCACCCCGAUGCUCCAGUCUGUUGCCUUUCCUUAGAUUGCCUAGUGGCUAUUUACCGUCUUAGCUUCGCUGUACUCUUUGAUAGGAACUAUCAGGUCUUUCACAGUUCAGCUCACACACCGUCACUUAACCAGAGAUCUUGA
This is a messenger RNA of Spirometra erinaceieuropaei, 6610 nucleotides long. NCBI's taxonomy places the organism in Eukaryota, Metazoa, Platyhelminthes, Cestoda, Diphyllobothriidea, Diphyllobothriidae. The record is from the annotation of a GenBank genome assembly.